Molecule: messenger RNA, 3981 nt
Organism: Rhinocladiella mackenziei CBS 650.93
Lineage: Eukaryota; Fungi; Ascomycota; Eurotiomycetes; Chaetothyriales; Herpotrichiellaceae
Exons: 1
Coding region: 1-3981 (1326 amino acids)
Biological process (GO): RNA 3'-end processing
Molecular function (GO): RNA uridylyltransferase activity
Source: RefSeq, a predicted model, not a curated record
AUGGAUGCUUCAUCAAAUCAUUCCGGUUUUUCUGAUCACGUAUGGAGUCAGCUGCAUCAAGCGUCUCGGCAAUCUGCGCAGCGACGAGGACGCAAUCGCGGCGGGCGAAGCUCAGGCAGAUUCGCGACGACCCAUCAUCAGCAUUUUGUGAGCGAUCGCGGUCACGCUACCUUUGCCGAUGGCCAGCAGCAACCUCCCUUGCCAACUAACAUGGAGUCAUUUCCUCCCCUUGGAGCCACCUCCGCGUCAGCAACGGCAUCAGCGUCGGCCUCAAUCGAGGCCACACCCUAUGCCCAUUCUCAGUUUCACGUGUCACCCUUUCCACCCCCUCCUCCAUUCAAUAACCCACGUCACGGUACACCACGCGAGUACCAAGAACGUGCCAGAGGUAAUUACAGAGGUUACUCUGGACGUUUUGCCCCACAACACCAUGUUCCACCAUUCGCGCAGCCUGUCAACAUGGCCCAACAUCAACUCUACGGACGACCCCCGCCACGCCCUGGCCCCCUGUAUCAAUACAACGCCAACGUAGACUAUUCGGCCCAUGAAGAACAACGAAGCGUGCGACAUGCUAUCGUGAGACAAGCCGAUUACCUCAAUAGGGUCGGCAAACAUGCAAGCGACAGUCACAAACUCACCUUGGAAGAGAAAACCACCAAGGAGAACUUUCGAAAGCAGCUAGAGGAAAUCGCGAGGAAGGCUCUCGGUGCCCAAUACUCUCAUCUGGAGCAAGACGAGAUUAGGUUGAAGUGCUAUGGCAGUCUUGCCAAUGGCUUUGGUCUUGCAGGUUGUGACAUGGAUCUCCUUCUGAUACUCCCCGAUUCUCCCAAGUCCACUGCCGAUCACACUGAGGGGGAACCAGAGCCACAACUUGAUGUUCACGAUGAUGAAGACGAAAAGCGCAAGUUCCAUGACGGUGUACGUCGCUUGUUGGAGAAAACAUACCUUGACCAGGAAUUUGGAGCGAGACUUCUUACCAAGACCCGUGUUCCAAUCCUACGCAUCUGCCAAUACCCCAGUCCCGAGCUUCUGAGGAACUUGCGUGAGUAUCGUGCUGCCUGGGAACGAGUCUCUUUUGAGACACCUCCCGGCGGCGCACUCUCUCAACCAUCCGAAGAUGUUGCUACCGACGUCGACGCAGUCGAGCACGACAUGACCGAUCUCGCUCUUGCAAACACUGCUCCUAGGAACCCGCUGUGCCGUGGCAAUGCCGGUCUAGAGUUUGUCGGUGACUGCGGCAUCCAAUGCGACAUCAAUUUCACAAACUUCGUCGCUGCUCACAAUACGAAUCUGCUUCGACUCUACCACAGCUGGGAUUCUCGGGUGGGACAAAUCGGAACAUUUGUCAAAAUUUGGGCCAAAGCCCGGGACGUCAAUACUCCAUAUCGUGGCACUUUGUCCAGCUACGGCUACAUUUUGAUGGUGCUUCACUAUCUGAUGAACGUCGUCAAACCGGCCAUCAUUCCGAACCUGCAGCAUCUGGCCAAGAAGGACGAUGCAUGGGAACCCGACAGGAAGAUUGAGUUGUUUGAAGGAUUUGACAUUCGCUUUGUUCAAGACUCAACGGAAUUGAAGCAGAUCCGCGAUGAUAUGGCCAGGAACAAUGAAAGUGCAGGACAAUUGCUGCGGGGAUUCUUUGAAUAUUAUGCAUCUCCACGCGGGUUUCAUUGGACUCGAGACGUCAUUUCCAUUCGGGUGCCGGAUGGCAGGCUGUCGAAGCAGGACAAGGGAUGGACCGAGGCAAAAUGGGCUCACGCGGAAGAGAAAUCAGUCCGCUUGCGCUACUUGUUGGCCAUUGAAGAUCCUUUCGAAGUCGAUCAUAACGUGGGUCGAACCGUCGGCCAUCAUGGCAUUGUCGCCAUCCGAAACGAAUUUCGUCGAGCCUGGUCAAUUCUCGAAAGAGUUGGCGCGGGCGAAGAAGUCUCCAUCGACGAGUUCCUCGAGCCCACUACAGGUCAAGUGGAUACAUUGAAGAAGGAUCAACAAUUCCAUCGUCAGAAACAAAUCCAGAUGAGGGAAGAACUCGAGGCAAAGGAGAAAUUAUUGCUUCAGAAGGGGAAUGAUGAAGAGCCCGAUGCUCAUCUAGAUGGUACGUUGGGAUCCUCGGACCAAGAGAAAAUCCAAGCUGGUUCUUCUGCGCAGGGCUUCUGCCGGUUGCCGAAUCCAAAGCUGACCUCGGCACUCGCCCACCAGGAGAAGAAGAAGAAGUCGCGACCGUCCCGGAGUUGGCGUCACAGAAAGAUCGAAGUUGACAGUGACGACGAAGAUGACGGCGUUGACCCCACCCACGAUCGAAACAAUCUCGAGAGCACCAAAUCGAAUGCGGCAGAGCCGAAGAAUGAACCUAAGAAGAGACUAGGAGGUCUAUGUUCACUCGGUGACGUCCUUCUGGCCAACGGCCUUGAUCAUUGGGGCAAUCCUGUGGCCUGGGAUAUUGAAACCCAGGAAGGACGGUGGCUGCGCUGGAGAGAUUCAAAGGUUGAGAAAGGCACAUUACACGAGUUCCGCAAUCCGACAUUACAAGAGCUACAUGAGCAAUGCCCUUUUGACCCCCGACGACCAUCCCCGUACAUCGGUAAACCCUACAAGAAUCUUCGGGAGAAACUUCAAGCCGAAAGACCUCCCUGGCCUUCAAACAAACCCAGCCGUGAACAUUCGGAUACCAAAGCUACCCACCCGGAGCCAUCGGAACAAAUCAACAGCGAAGACAGCAACCAGGUGGGCAAGGGGGAAGCGUCAAUCAAUCCGCCGCAACAUGUCCGCAGCGGGCGCGUUGGAAGGAUAAUCCCCUGGGACGUGACCACCGCCGGUGGCGAAUGGCUUCAGUAUCGUGAUGGACGGAUUCGUAAGGGAAGAUGGCAACAUCAUCAGUAUUCUCGAUUUACGGAGUUGAGCAAUGCGUUCCCUUACAACCCUAACAUGACAUGGGCCGAACUUGAAGAAAAGAAUCAGCAAUUGCGAGUGUAUUACAAGUCCACCAUUCGAAGUACUCUGAACACUGAAGUUGAUGCCAUUGCCAAUGUUGCGGCACAGUCGUCUGUUUCCCCUUCCAACGAUGAGGAUCGAAACUCUGGCGAGACAGGUUCCGCAAAGUUCGGCGGUGAUACUCCAUCAAUCAGCAAUCAUCUGCAUCAAGACGGUGGAGGCGUACCUGCCGGCGACCAGUCCUCCUCCCUGGAGAAUUUGAAUAAACUCGGUGAAUCAGUAGACGACAAACCAUUGACCGCCACUGUCCCGUCUCAUGCCACUGAUUCCGGUUCCCAUCCAACAACGUCGACAGAACAACCGGAUCAUCCUGAUCAAGAAUUCAUCCGAGCUCGAAGAUUGGCCUUCUUUGCCAAGUUAAUGACGCCCGCCAACAGCGCUCCCGAAGUCAACCCCCAGUUCUACCCGUCAAUGCCUAACGGUGGCUCAAUGACCUCGGACGCAGAACAAUUCCAGACACCCGUUCAGUCUCAUGAGAUGCCCCUGCAAUUUCUAUCUCAGGACACGAUGCCUGCGAACCAUUUUACCCAGAGGGCCAGUUCAACACUGGGAGAAUGUUCAUCUGCCGGAUCAUCUGCGGAGUCUCUUCAUCCUGGGCGUGAUGAAUCAGACGAUACCUUUGAUAUGCGCGAAUCCGACAACGAAAAUCUUUCUCCUCUACGGGUGCCUCCCACACUUUACCCUGGUGCAGACUCUGGUCGGCGACCCAAAGAUGAGGAUCCCCGAAUUAUGCCGAUUCCUCGAGUCCUUGGCUUUCAAUUCGAUCCUCAGCAGUUACGAGAUCUGGCUGUCAUUGCAAAAGGUGGAAACGGAUGUGCUAGAGAAGGGGCUGAAUUCAACAUCGAAGAUGAAUACGAAUGGGGAGGCGGAGGAAUGAUGGGCGGCAAAACCAGCACAGGCAAGCAAUAUGUUGGUAUGAGCAGCAGUGAUACGCCCUACGAGUCUGGCAAAGGAGAUGAAGGGUUGCUUGAUGAGCUGCCGAAGGUCUUGGAUUGA